This is a messenger RNA of Meloidogyne enterolobii, 296 nucleotides long. The record is from the annotation of a GenBank genome assembly. Lineage: Eukaryota; Metazoa; Nematoda; Chromadorea; Rhabditida; Meloidogynidae.
CUCCGGCCGGUGCCGAACUGUCGAUUGACCCAACUCCGCUACAAAGCCUAAAAAGAAGUGAAAAUCAAAGUGAAAUGGAAGAGUCAGAAAUUGAGGGUGGGCAUAAUGAAGGAAAUGAUGAUGAUAGUGGUGAUGAAGGCGGUGAUGAGAAAGAAUCUGAUGAAGAAUCUGAUGAGGAUGAUCAAGAUGGACACCAUAACACUCCACCAUGGCGUCAUCCAUAUUCGAGCUUCCCGCGACCAGAAGGGGGUGAGACCGUUCUUACAGAGCUGUUACUCAUUUUCUCGGAUUCAUGA